UGCGGGUGUUUGAAUGAAAUUGAAGUUGAGAACGUAACAACAGCAGCAAACUGCCCCAAAUUGACAAUCAGAAUCAGGUUAAAUAUCACCGGCCAGAAACAUCACACAAGAAAAGGCGAUAAAGGCUUCCUGAGCAUCCGAUUAAAGCCCUGUCAUCGCUGGUUGCUAUACAGACCAGCCAACGAAAGACACAGAUCAGGAAUGGGAGGGUCAAGCUCCAGUGAACAGGUGGAAGAGACUGAGACCCCCUCGUUCUUCACACAGGAAGAACUGAACAAACUGAAGUCUGAUUUUGAAACAGGUGGUUUGGAAAAAGUUAAACCACUGAUACAGAAGAAAAUAACUGACUUGGACAAAACAGAGCUUAACAUCGCAGUGACGGGAGAGUCAGGUACAGGAAAAUCCACCUUCAUCAAUGCCAUGAGAGGACUUCGGAACACUGAUCCGGGAGCAGCUAAAUCUGGGACAAUAGAAACAACAAAGGAGCCAAUCGGGUACUCACAUCCCACUCUGCCUAAUGUUCGCUAUUGGGAUCUGCCAGGGAUUGGAUCUCCAGAAUUUCAAGCAGCCAGGUAUCUCACAGAAAUGAAAUUCAAAAGAUUUGAUUUCUUUAUCAUAAUCUCCACUUUUCGAUUCAAGGAAAAUGAUCUAAAUCUUGCCAAAGAGAUUAAACGGCUGGGGAAAAAGUUCUACUUCGUCCGCUCUAAGAUUGACGUCGAUCUUGAUUCCAUGAGGAAAGAGAAGAAGGUGGUUAAUGAAGAAGAGGAGCUGGAAAAGAUUCGGAUUGACUGUGUCACGAGGUUGGCAGCAAAAGGGAUUCCGGAUCCAACUGUGUUCCUGAUAUCCAGUUUUGAGCCGGAUCAUUUUGAUUUCAUUCGUUUAAAUGAAGGACUCGAAGGUGAUCUAAAUAAUGUAAAGAAAAGGAUCUUUGUCCUGGCCCUUCCAAAUCUAAGUGUGGAGGUAGUUCAGAAGAAAAAUAAAAUUCUGAAAAAACAUAUCUGGAUGUUUGCAACACUCUCUGGGGGAUUGGGAGCGGUCCCAUUUCCCGGCUUCUCUCUCGCUUGUGAUAUUGGUAUAUUGAUUGGGGCUAUUGUCUACUUCCGGAAAUGCCUGGAUCUGGAUGAUGCUUCUCUUCAAAGACUGGCCAACAGAGCAGGAAAACCCGUAGAAAAGCUGAAAGCGACAAUAAAAGCUCCAUUGCUGGGUGAAAUGACCCCAGAUGCAAUAAUGAGGUUAGGUUGGGGUGCUGCUGCUGUUACCGUUUCAGCCCUGGAAUUCGCUCUCGACUUUGUCCCUGUCCUUGGCUCCAUUUUCGGAGCAGGCUCAUCAUUUCUCAUGACGUACAAGAUACUGAGUGCUGCACUGAAAGAUCUUACAGACAUUGCAGGGAGAGUGAUGAAAGUUGCCUUUGAAACUGAUUAACUGAGCUGUACAAACAUCUACCCAGUGAGUUUAUAUUAUGCCGUGGUUAAUAAUUUGAUGUUAUCUCACACCAAAUCCUCCUAUAAUUCUAGUUGAUAAUGUUCACUUCCACUACAUUCAUUCCUGGAAAUGUUUCUCAUUCAUUACUGAAGGGGCUUCAGAUGGAGUUUCCGAUCUGAGGCACUUGAAAAACUUGUGCAAGAUUAACAGAGUGCAACUCUAUGAAGUAAACUUUAAAAUUAAACUAUAUCUGCCUUCAGAAGUGUACAUGAAGUAUGUACCCGAUAAACAUCAGCCGCACCUUGCAUUGUUCAGCCAAUUACCUGUUUAAAAAAGAACUGCAGAGGAAAAAUGAUAGCUCAUACUUUCGUGCAGCCUAUAGGUGUCAGUAUCAAAUAAAACAUAAACCAUUGGUUGGAAGAUCAAGUGCCACCCCAACCAUCUGAUGUUAACUAUCAGAAAGAAUAUCACAGCCAGUGUUUAGUGCUUGUUGACCUGCACAGUUUCACUUACUUUCAAGAGAACCUCUGAAAAGCUUUAAAAAGCAUCAUUAGAGAAUUUGGCUCAAACCUCAUGGCAAGAUUAGGAAUCAAUAAAGCCUGGCGUGUUUAGAUCUCAUUUAAUAUCGUCAAACAAUUGUUGAUAAUUCUCCCUUCUGCAGGUUCUGCGAGUUUUGCAUGAACAAUUACCCAUACAGCACAGCAAGUCAGGAUUAUUCUAAGUAGUUUAUUAAUACUUAUUAAUAAAUCACAAUGCAAAAAGUAAGGAAUAAUACAAAAUAUUGCAAGAUAACAGAAUAAAUUACAUUAUUGAAAUAAACUCAUCAAACUUUACAUCUCAAUUGUAACUAUAAACUAAGCUCAGUUAAUAUCCUUUUUCACUCUAAUUGAGCUUAACUCAACCUUUAUGAUCACUUGGAGGAAAUUGCUUUGGAUGAUACCAGUGCUGUGUCACAUACAAUAUCUCAAACUAUUCCAAAAAUGAAACUCACUUCUGUGAAUUUAUUCAAAACUCACCAUUUGUGAUUGUGCAUAUUACAUUCAGCUUUUUCCACCACAAGUCCAGUAUUAAUGAAUUUAAUUAUAUCCCAUCAUCAAUAUCAAGCUGGAUUUUUUUUUUGUCACUAGGAAAUUGAGGACUGAAAAGAUCUUGCCCUAUUAAAUGCUUACUUGUCCUGAGUGUUCUGUGGCAUUCCUUGCAUAGAAACUCUGCGGUAAACAGAUCUAUAAACUGUCUUCCUUCUAUCCGAACUAUUGCUUUCAUGGAUUCCCUCGCCCACCGGUUGAAAAAUAAGAGAAAAUGCCAUAGUUGCUCGAAAACUGAAAUGAAAACCAUCUGAUGGAAAUACUCAUCAAAUCGGGUAGCAACUAAACAGAGAGAAGUAAAUUUCAUGAUACAAGUCAAUUCUCUUCAUUUGAAACUGCAUCAAAAGUUUCUUCAAAUAUUCCAGUGAUUCGUCCUUGUAUAGCAGAAGGGCACAGAAUCAACUUCAGUGCAAAGCAUGAAAUAAUCUCUUCUUUGUUUGGUAAUAAUCACCAAAACAUCACAAAAUAUUGUUGAAUUAAUGUAAGAACACAGAGUAAAACAUUGAAAUAUGUGAAGUAAAUUCAAUUCCUUAAAAUUUUGGCAAUUAAUUCAAUGCUCUGCUGCAUUAAUGAUUCUUUAAUUUGUGUGGGGAAAAUAGGUCAACAUAAUUGAAGGAAACAGUGUACAUUAUGACAUUGAUAUUAUGGAACAAACACUGAGUGCCCCCAGGCUUUCUUCCCUGGACUCAGUUUUCAGAGGAAUUAUCCAGUCUCCAGCAGAGACGUCAUGGGCCUGCUUUGCACCAUCAUCGUCAAAAGGGCUGUGAUCAGGAAUGGUGGCAGCAAAAUCACAAACUAUCUCAGAGAUGUUGGGAAUCCAGAUUCACACACACACAAAAUGCUGCAGGAUCCCAGCAGGUCGGACGCUAUCUGAGGAGAGGAGUAAUCUGUUGACAUUUAUUUGACUUCAUCAGAUCCUGAUGAAGGGUCUCAGACCAAAACAUCAACUGUUUAUCCCUCUUCAUAGAUACUGCCUGAACUACUGAGUUCCUCCAGCAUUGUGUGGGUUACAGUAUGCUACAGCGCUACAGUGCCAUCAAAGGAGAGAUCUUGUGUUCAAGGAGUAGCUUGUGAUAGAAAGCUACCAAGGUAAUUAAAGCUGAUCUUUUGUUCAAUCUCUUGGUUACCGAUGCAUAAUUGGCAGUUGGGGGUAUCUUGUUGUUUUGGUAUCACCAUACAUUUGUGUCUUUUUUUUAUACAGUUGAUGGUUAGACCAAAAUCUGCACUUGUUUGUACGACUUUGUUGAGGAGGAUUUAUAGGUCUUCUGCAGCACUUGCUAUUAGGAUGGUAUCGUCUGCAUAUCUCAUAUUGUUAAUGUUAACACUUCCAAUUUUUAUCUAAUGUAGGUUUUCUUUUUCUCUGAGAAUCAUUUCACUAUAGAUAUUAAAUAGUUCCGGUGAGGCAAUGCAACCCCGUCUAAAUUCUACUUGAAUUUUAUUAUCCACAACAUUUACUAACCCAUCCCUCCACUUCCUCAUCCAGGUUAUUUAUAAAAAUCACGAAGAGUAAGAGUCCCAGAACAGAUCCCUGAGGCACACCAUUGGUCACCAACCUCCAUGCAGAAUAUGACCCGUCGACAACCACUCCUUGCCUUCUGUGGGCAAGCCAGUUCUGGAUCUACAGAGCAAUGUGCCCUUGGAUCCCAGGCCUCCUUACUUUCUCAAUAAGCCUUGCAUGGGGUACCUUAACAAAUGCCUUGCUGAAAUCCAGAUACACUACACCUACCUCUCUUCCUUCAUCACUGUGUUUAGUCACAUCCUCAAAAAAUUCAAUCAGGCUCGUAAGGCACGACCUGCCCUUGACAAAGCCAUGCUGACUGUUCCUAAUCAUAUUAUACCUCUCCAAAUGUUCAUAAAUCCUGCCUCUCAGGAUCUUCUCCAUCAACUUACCAACCACUGAAGUAAGACUCACUGGUCUAUAAUUUCCUGGCCUAUCUCUACUAUCUCUCUUGAAUAAAGGAACAACAUCUGCAACUCUUCAAUCCUCCGGAACUUCUCCCGCCCCCAUUGAUGAUUCAAAGAUCAUUGCCAGAGGCUCAGCAAUCUCCUCCCUCGCCACCCACAGUAGUCUGGGGUAGUAUGGGCAAAUUUGACUCCUCAGUGGCUCAAAUUAUGGGCUGGAAGUUAUUCAAACAUUUAAAGUUAUCACCUCAGGUAACUGAGGGUUAAAGUUAUCACCUCAGAGCUUCAGUGAUCUUGUUGCAAUGAGCGAGGGGAGUGAACUCAAGUGCAGGGCACAGGCACGGAAACUGCGUUUGGAUGCUUACACGGGCGUAAACGCCGAACAGGAAACAGGAGGAAUUUUGACGUGGAGCCCCGAUGUCGAGCCUUGUCUCAGAAACUUGACAAGGAGCCAUGACACAGAGCCUUGACUCAGAGAGAUGGAGUCUCGUAGGUAUGUUUUGAAACUGGAACUAACUUAGAACAAACAAUUCUAAGCGGUCGGGAAAAGUAGUUAACUCACAGGAAUAAGACCAACGAACUGGGGACUAGUGGUUGUGACGCCGGGGUUCCUGUACUGCAGUUCUUGAUGGAAACCAGGUGUGCUGUCAUCAAAGCGAAUUAGAAGCAAUUGGGAAAUAAACAGUCAGAAUCAUGGCACAAUCAACGGAAAUUAGGAGCAAGGUAGGGAAUAAAUGAUAGGGACCAGAACAGAUCUGGGUUCUAUGCUGAUUCCGUUGUUCCCACUUUAACCUUUUCCUGACUUCUCUUUCUGUGUUGGGAUGGGUUUUUCCCCAAAUGCUCUGUUUCAGGUUACCUGGCCACUGUAAGUUGCCAUAAGUGCAGGCAAGUGAUGGGAUUGAUGGGAACAUGACAUGAGUGGGUUACGGGGCAAAUUGUCUGGGAAGGGUAUAUUCUGUAGGCUGUGUUAGGUGGUUGGCACAUUAAAUAUAGAAUUGAGUCAGGUUUUAUAAACAAACAUAAACAUUUAUUAAACUCUCCUCAACAAUAGUGAAAAGUAAACAAACCACUAAUGUAACCGGAAGUUAACUGCUAUACGGCAAUUUAACAAACAGCCAAACUCUGGAAUAGUUCUUAAAGUGGUAAAUUCGGAAGCCCAAGUGAUUUAUACAGUCAGAAAGGAGAGACUUCCCUGAAAACUGAUUUCUUUGAAGAUGUGACAUUACUGCUGAUCUCAGCCGAGAGAUGCCUUGUCCAAAGGAUUGAGGUCGAAGGAAAUAAAACGGCUUAAAGGAACUGACCUUUUUGCUGGAGGAUGAACACUGCACAAACUUUCCUGAUCUUGCAGGGGUUAUCUCAGACUCAGGCCAUUAUUCCUGAAGGAAGAUACAAUAAGGUCGAUCAUUUAUAAAACCUCCGAACAACACCAACUUUACUCAAUCCUUCGGGUUCCCGUACUUUGGUAAAGUCUUCACUCUCCAAUACUAGACUGUAAAGGUAAAACAAAGGUGCAACAAGCAAAAACUGGCAGCGAUUGGCGAAAAUGCCGGUAACAACUUUUGCACCUUAAAAUAGAAAGUAAAACCUCACUUUAAUUCAAAACUGCGUGAUAAGACAGCCCUGUUUGUCUGAACACAGUGGUUGAGAAGAUUUUGGAGUCAGUUGUUAGGGAUGUGGUUUCGGGGUACUUAGAGGCUCAUGAUAAAUAGGUCAAAGUCAGUACGAUUUCCAUAGGGGAAAAUCAUGCCUGUUGGAGUUCUUUGAAGACAUAAUCAGCAGAAUAGCCAAAGUAGAGCCGGAGGAUGUUGUGUACUUGGAUUUUCAGAAGGCUUUUGACAAAGUGCCUUCCAUGAGGUACCUUAAUAAGUUAAGAGCCCAUGGUAUUACAGGAAAGAUAGUAUGUGCAUAGAGCAUUGGCUGAAUGGCAGGUUGCAAAGAGUGGGAAUAAACGGAGACUUUCCUUGUUGGCUGCUGGUGACUAAUGGUGUUCCACAGGGAUCUGUGUUGGGAUCACUUCCUUUUAUGUUAUUCGCCAAUGACUUGGAUGAUGGAAUUGUGGAUGUGUGGCAAAGUUAGUGGAUGAUACAAAGGUGGAGAAGUAAGUAGUUUUCAGAAGGUUAUGUUGGUGGUGAGGAAGGCAAAUGUGUUGUUAACAUUUAUUUCUGAAGGUCUAGACUAUAAAAACAAAGAUGUGUUAUUGAGGCUUUGUAAAGCACUGGUGAGGCAUGACUUGGAGUAUUGUGAUCAGUUUGUCUCCCUUAUCUGAAAAACGAUGUGCUGACAUUGCAGAAGGUUCAAAUGAGGUUUACAAAAAUGAUAUGCUGAUGGAGUCUCAACCCAAAACAUUGACUGUUUAAUCUUUUUCCAUAGAUGCUGCCUGACCUGCUGAGUUCCUCCAGCAUUUUGAAUGUGUUGCUUGGAUUUCCAGCAUCUACAGAGCUUCUCCUGUUUCUCAGAAUGAUUCCAGGAUUGAAAGGAUUGUCAUAUCAGGAGCCUUUAAUGGCUCUAGGCCUCUACUGACAGGAAUUCAGAAGAAUGAGGGAUAACCUCACUUAAAUGUAUUGAGCAUUGAAUGGACUCGAUACAGUGGACAUGGAGAGGAAACUUCCAAUGUCAGGGGCCCCUAAGACCAGAGAACAUAGCCUCAGAAUAGAGGCACCUCCAUUUUGAAGAGAUGACGAGGAAUUCCUUUAGCCAGAGAGUGUGGAGGCCAUGUCAUUGGGUAUGUUUAAGGCAGAGAUUGAUAGAUUCUUAAUUUGUCAGGGCAUGAAAGGAUAUGGGGAGAAGGCAGGAGAUUGGGGCUGAGAGGGAAAAUGUAUCAGCCAUGACAAAAUGGCAGAGCAGAUUCGAUGGGCCAAAUGGCCUAAUUCUUGUCCUUUCUCUUAUGUUUUUCUGGUCUAAUAUAUUCAAUAUAUCUGCUAUUUCUUUUAUCCCAUUACUACCUCUUCAGCACCCAUUUUCAGCUGUCCUUUUUUUUGCCUCUCUUUUUCUCUUUUUAUAUCUGGAAAAAAAUUGGUACCCUCUUUUAGAUUAUUGGCUGGAUUAUCUGCAUAAUACACCUUUUCUCUCCUUAUUGCUUUUUAGUUGCCUUUGGUAGUUUAUAAAAGGUUUCCAACUAUUGGCAAGUUCACUGAUGAAAUGAUGACGAGACGAUUUAAAAAGAGGAUGUGGGGGAGCUUGAAGCCUGUUGUCAGGCAAAGAACCUCUUCCUCAGUGUCAACAAGACCAAUGAGUUUGUUACUGACUCAGGAGAACUCAACCAUUCACACCCCUCCUUACACUGCUCACACAACAGUGGAAACUGCAAGCAGUGCAAACCCCUGGGAGUGCACAUCACACACGACCUCUCAUUGUCCCAGAAUACAUCCUACAGUAUCAGAACAGCUCACAAACAACUCUACUUUCUGAGGAAGCUGAAGAGAGCUGGACUAUGUAUAUCCAUACUCACAUCCUUCUACAGAUGUGCAGUAGUGAGAAUCCUAACAAGCUGCAUCACUGCUUGGUACAGAAACUAUACUGCGAUGGACAGGAAGGCUCCACAAUGGAUAGUCAAAACUACCAAAUGCAUCGCCGGCACCAGCCUAACACCACCAAGUACAUGUAUAGAGAAAAGUGCUGGAAAAGGGACAGUAAUAUCAUGAAGGAUCCCAGACACCCUUCUGAUGGACUACAUGUCCCAGGGAGGGGGUACAUAGCAUCCAUGCCAGGACCACCACACUCAAAACCAUUUACUUUCUCCAAGUAGUAAGGCUGAUCAACACCUCCACUCACUAACCAACUCCUCCACAUCUCGCACCAGCACUACUUUAUCAUUUCCUGUCAGAGUCACUUGAUGUACAGACAUUUCUGUGCCUUGCAUCAAUUUAUAGACAAUCAAUCUGUGCACACAGCUUAUGUAUUAUAUUUGUUUUUUUUUCUAUUAUUGUGUUUUUAUCUUACUGCAAUUCCUUUUGUGCUCAGGAGUAACAAUUAUUUCAUUCUCCUUCACACUUCUGUGCUGGAAACGACAUGAAACAAUCAUGAAUCUUCUAGCUUCCUUUCAAUUUUUGCUAUUUGUCUGCCCUCUCUUGAUUUUAUGCUGCCUUCUACUUUCCACGUCAGCCACCGUUACCUCUUCCUCCCUUCCGAAUGCUGUUGCUUCUUUGGAAUGAACUGAUCUUAUGAAUUCCCAAUUCAGAAACUUCAGCUAUUGUUACUUUAUUCAUACUUUUCCAAGCUGGCCUGGGAAAUGUGUCAGUAUUUGUGCGGUGCCCCACAGUAUUACAGAGGGUGUCCAGGAAGUGUGUCAGGAUCACUGAGGUCCCCAGGAGUGUAUCAGUAUUUACAGAAGGUCUCCAGUAAGUGUAUGAGCGGUCACUGUAGAUUGUGUCAUUAUACUUACAGGGGGUUUCUGUGGAUAAUAUCGCUAUACGGGGGGGGGGGGUCCCUGUAUAUGUGUAUAUAUAGAGGGUCCUGUGGAGUUCCUUGUUAUUUACAGAGAGUCCCAGGGUUUUUAAAAUCACUAUUUACCUGGGAUAUUAGAAAUUGUUUUAACAUUUAUUGGCGUUUCCGGGUGGUGUACCAGUAUUUAGUUUCAAUAGUUCCAUUUAAUGUAUACAAUAUAUAUCCUGAAAUUAUUGUUCUUCACCAACAUCCACAACAACAGAAGAGUGCCCCAAAUUAUGUGACAGUAACAGUAAAAAUGUGAGAACCCCAGAGCACCCCUCCCACUCUCCCCCCACGCACAAGCAGCGGCAAACAACAACCCUCCCCUCCCUCACCUACUUCAGCCAAAAGCAUCAGCACCCUCUACCCACCAAGUAAGCAAUGAUAAAGCCCACAAGAAAGACCAUGAUCCACAGUGCUGUACAACAAAAAGAAUCGUUCACUUAACAUACCACAGACUUUCUCUCUCCCUAAUAAAGGGGCAGAGAGGUGUCAUUCUGCGAGAGGGGAGACAUCAACAAAACAAUCAGGACCAGGAUGGCAGUGCUUGGUUGUUGGUAGGUAGGGUUAAUACCUGACUUUCAAGAGCACUUGUGAGUUAUGUUCUGACUGGACUUAGUCCUUAAACUGCUGGAGAACAGUGCGGAAAGAACAGGUGCUGUUUUCUCCCGGUAGGGAUUAGUUUUUAGUUCCAAGUGCUCCUGCCACGUUUUGUCACCCUGCAACCAUAUCCUUCAAUCUCUUUGAAUUAUGGAGGACAGCACGUGUAUAAAUGUCUCUCCAGCAGACCUCAUCAUGAUCAUGACUCCAGUAUUUCUAUUAUUUUUUAAUAUUUCUUAAUUGUACAUAUGAUUUUUUUGUGUUCUAUCGCUGAGCAUCUGUGAACCAUCUGAUUGGUCUAACAGAGUUCUCUUUGGGAAUUAGUUGACUUGAUCAGUAUUUCUGAUCUGGUUAUUGUUCACGAUUGCAUUUAGUAAAAAAAACAACUCGCUGAACUGCGAUGCUAAAAUCCGCCGCUUGGUUUUUUUCCCCAACUUCUCCAACUCGGGAAUCGGCACAAAAUUCUUCCCCACCAAUGAAAGUGGGAACGAGAACGAGAACGAAUGCGAUUCGCCGAGUACAGAACCCCCGACAGCCAAUCCGUUGUUCCCGAUGUUCUGUUUUUUUCCCCCUGCGAUGCUGCAGUCGCGACACCGACUUAAAAUCGGCUCUUCCACACGGCUGCGACGCCUCGGAACUCCGAAUGCACGCUCCUCUUCUCGGAGUCACAGUUAAGCACCAUCGCAGCUCCGCCCCGGAUGUCCUGCAGUCCCCCACAGCCCUCUGUUGGUCCAUAGAGACCCCAGUCUAUUUCCAAAACGCUGCGAGUCCCCAAGUCCUGCAUCUACCCCCGACCUCAUGCCAUUGUCUCACUCUCUCCCAAUAACCAAGUAAAUUCCCAUACUACGGAUUCACAACACCCUGCAUUCUCACGACAGCCCCGUGUUAGUCCCAGAACUAUUCCCACUGUCCUGCUCUCCUCCAAGAGCAUCAUGUCGUUCCCUAAACCGAUCCCUCUGCCGGGCUGUCUUCCCACAGCCACGUGUCACUUCACAAACUCACUCCACAGUUUCUCCCUCUAUCACAGCUCUGGUUUGGAACUCAAACAAAUGCCACUGCCCUGGUCCCCCGCACUGUCUAUAACCAAAACACUGUCAGUCUCCAAACUAAUCCUACCAUCCCACAAUCUCUCCCCACGGCCCUCCGUUUGGUCUCAAACUAACUCCACUGCUUCAUUCUCCCUCCACCACUGUCAUUCCCCAAACUAAUUCCACUUCCCUCUACUAACCCCACAGAGACAUGUCGGGCCGCAAAUGAAUUGCACUGCCCUUCUCUGAACCACACCCUGCGUCAAUCACCCUGCCCAGCCCUGUCAACACAGCCCAAAAUAGUGACAUGGUGUGGGUAGGGGAAUGGACUCAACGGUGUGUCUCAGUAUUCACACAGGUUUCCCAGGGAAUGUGACAGUAU
Messenger RNA from Mobula hypostoma (lesser devil ray), 10844 nucleotides. RefSeq names its product interferon-inducible GTPase 5-like. Gene Ontology annotation, molecular function: GTP binding; GTPase activity. Gene Ontology annotation, cellular component: membrane. The record is from RefSeq and is a predicted model, not a curated record. The transcript is spliced from 3 exons. Bases 202 to 1422 code for a protein of 406 amino acids. NCBI's taxonomy places the organism in Eukaryota, Metazoa, Chordata, Chondrichthyes, Myliobatiformes, Myliobatidae.